UAUCGAAGUUGUAGCGAAAGACAGAACGGAUCGAUUUUUUAAAGAUCCGUUUGAGUUCUAGGAGGUUAUUAUUAUUAUUUUUUUUCUUUUGUACAUUUCAUCCCAAUACCGAAAGUCCGUUUCUCAUAGUAGUAUAGUUUGAAUUGUAUGUGUAGUUAUAUCUUCUUCUUAGUCUGCUUCUCAUUUUCAAUUUUCUUGAAUAUAGUUUCUCUACAAAGAAUCCAAUUUCACGGAUUCUCACGAUUCAGGGAUCAUAUUAUUCAUAAUCAUCCACAUCGCUCCUCGCUGUUUUUCCCUUUUUUCAUUUUUUUUUUUUUUUCUCCUCCUCGUUGUCCGAUUCGAAGUUUUCGGCCUCCCCAGUAUUUCUAAGGUCUGAGUUUCAUUCUUUUAAGUUGGUUUUCUUAUAUUUUCCGAUGGAGGCGCUUCUCUUGCCGGACCAAUCCAUUUCUACAUACAACCGGAUUGGAAAUCGGUAUAAGAAUGUGAAUAAUAUCAGUUCCCGCAGUCCUGGAUUGGGUCCUGGAAAUAGCAAUCCAGCAUACCUUCUCAACAACAUCAAUGGAAGUCUUUUCAGACUCCCAUCUUCUCUUUCUUCUACUUUCUCUUCUUUUCAUUCGCUCCAACCUCCUCUCCUUCCUCUCCCUUUGGCAAAAAGUCCUUCUCUCCCUUCAAGAAACCAAGGCCUUUCCUGUCCUUCAACGAAGCAUUGGAAAAUCAACAAAACCAAAGAUCAAGAACUUGCACCCAAGAAAGCAAAACCAACCCCUAAGAAGGAUUCUUCUCGGUCAGCAAUGAAGUCAUUCAUGAUCGCAUCAACCAAUCGUAUAGGGCCCGACCCAAGUGAUCUUCCGAAGCAAGCACCAAAGGUUCUAAAAUCUACUUCUCUGAAAGUCCAAUCACUUGAUAGGUUGGAUUAUUCGGGUUUGAUUUUCUCCCUUGCUCCCCCUCCCAGCAGUCUCCCGCUGCCAAAAUUUUUUCUAAGGCCAAAAACCGGGUGCAAUGCAGAAGCUGAAGGAAUCGAUGCUGGUGCAACCGAUGACCUUAGACGUCUACUUCGUCUCCCAUAACAUGUACUGAUGGGAUGGAUCCUCAUGGCUUUUCCCUCGUUAAUCAGUUUUCGCAAGUGAUGAUGGUUUGGGUUUGUAUGAUGGAGAAGGUGGUGAAAGACUGUUUAGUUAGAUAAUGGUGUGGGUGCAACUAAUAACCUUUUGAUUCUCGCCUUCGUCUCCAACGAAUCUUUUUCAAAAAUGGCUUCCAAUUUGUCGUUCAUCCGUCUACUUGAUCUUUUUUCUAUUAGGUGAUAAUGAUGGUUUUGUUGUGCAGUGAAAGGAUGAUGUGAAGAAGAUACAGAUGUUGCGAAAUGUUGUGUAGGUAGGCUUGUCGUGAUCACCUUGUAUUUUUUCAGAGAGGUGGAAAAAAAAAAAAAACUAUAUUUCUAUUUUUUUAGAGAGUUGAAAUAUUGUCAUGAAAUAUUAUUAUUAGUGUUAAUGUAUUUGUCUAUUAGGUUUGAAUGGUCCAAUGUUUUUUUUUCCCUUCUAUUUAGAUGAUGAGAGUGAAGGUUAGGCUGUUUUGUAUUGGUGUGUGUAGCUUGGUAAUUGUUGCAAUAAAGUGUUUUUAAUGAUCA
Magnolia sinica is the source of this 1624-nucleotide messenger RNA. RefSeq lists its product as uncharacterized. Lineage: Eukaryota; Viridiplantae; Streptophyta; Magnoliopsida; Magnoliales; Magnoliaceae. The record is from RefSeq and is a predicted model, not a curated record. The transcript has a single exon. Bases 414 to 1067 code for a protein of 217 amino acids.